UCGAUGCACCUUCCGCACGCAAAUCCCCCGGCCCCCACGAUGGCGGAUGUCUACUCGCACAUCCACGAGUACUACCGGCAGAGCCAUGGCGACCUGGUGCAGACUGGCUCUCCGGCUGUGCUUUGCUCGGCCCUGCCUGGCCACUGGAGGUCCAACAAGUCUUUGCCGGUGGCGUUCAAGGUCGUCGCUCUGGAUGAUGUUCAAGAUGGAACCAUAGUUACAAUCAAAGCUGGGAAUGAUGAGAAUGUGAUGGCAGAAAUGAGGAACUGCACAGCGGUCAUGAAGAACCAAGUUGCCAAGUUUAAUGACCUCAGGUUCGUGGGUCGGAGCGGCCGAGGCAAAUCGUUCAGUUUGACCAUAACCAUCAGUACGUUUCCCAGCCAAGUUGCCUCUUAUACCAAAGCUAUCAAAGUUACCGUCGAUGGACCACGAGAACCUAGGACUAAGCAAAAUUACGGUUAUGGGCACCCAGGAGCUUUUAACCCGUUCCUGUUUAACCCAGGCUGGUUAGACGCGGCGUAUCUGAAUUACGCUUGGGCGGACUACUUUAGGCCACCGCAAUUAAGGGAGCAAGCUGCCCUUGUUAAAGGUGGGGCAGUGCCCAUCACAUCGCCCCCGCUGGGGUUGCCUGGAGCAGAACUAUUCCCGUUUCCACCAGCGAUGGCAAGUUUACCAACCGGAGGAUUAAUUCCGCCACCUGGAGCAUUUUUACCGCCAAAUGGACUCCUGGCUUUCCCACCUCAUCCCGCAGAACUUGCGCUGAAAAGCUUACCGCAAGAAUUAACAUUGAAAAACGGCGUCAGUCCUUAUGAUGCUUUAAGACAUUUCCAAAGUAACGUUUCUUCGAUGGAUACUACGAGUGCUCGUUUAUCUCCUACGAGCAGCAGACAGAGUGGAAGCCCGAGAAGUAUGGUUAACGCUAGUCCAAGAUCAAAGGCUGAUUCGAAAUCCGAGGUCAAUUCGACUCACGAAGCGACUAUAUCCGAUGAGUCGGAUGAAGAACCUAUCGAAGUGGUUAAAUCAGCCUUCCAUCCGACAAGACCUGCAAACGUUGAACUCCAGGAGAUGAAACAAGUGCAAGCAGCGGAUUCCACCGUGUCUGAUAAGCCACGGAUGCGCAAUGAACUAAAAGCGCCAUCACAACGAACCACGCGUGUUCUCUCCACUAGUCCGACAUCGACCAAAAUUACAAAUGGUAGCAUAUCGACGCAUAAAUCUGUGUGGAGACCAUAUUGA
This is a messenger RNA of Pararge aegeria (speckled wood butterfly), 1236 nucleotides long. It is a transcript of the gene run, whose product is annotated as segmentation protein Runt-like. Gene Ontology annotation, molecular function: ATP binding; DNA-binding transcription factor activity, RNA polymerase II-specific; RNA polymerase II cis-regulatory region sequence-specific DNA binding. Gene Ontology annotation, biological process: regulation of DNA-templated transcription. The record is from RefSeq and is a predicted model, not a curated record. The coding region runs from base 4 to 1236 and encodes 410 amino acids. Gene Ontology annotation, cellular component: nucleus. The transcript is spliced from 3 exons. NCBI's taxonomy places the organism in Eukaryota, Metazoa, Arthropoda, Insecta, Lepidoptera, Nymphalidae.